CUUCUUCUUAAACUUAGUUCAAGUCAAACGACAUUAUCUAAAUUGAAACGGAGAGAGUAUCUAACUAUUUUUCCUUGUUCUGGUAUUUGAACUGCCCGGCUUGGUUUCUUCAUCUUCAUUAUUUCAUGGCAACUUUAAAAGUUGUGCAGUUGUUUGUGUUUGUCUGAAGCGAUUUUCCAUUUAAUGUCAAGUCUCAUAUGGAUCCUAACAAAUAGUAGUAGGCUAGUACUCCAGCAUAUAUUGGAGGAAAAGGUAAAUUAAAAACAAGGUUCCCUUCAAAUUGGUUAAAUUUCUUUCUCCACUUUUAACUUACUAAUAAGACUAUAAUGAGGAAAAUUGAAACAUGAUUUAUUUGAUACUCCAUUUGUUAGUUGUAAAAAGCAACAUGUCCCCAAACCAAUAUAAAAUAAAUUUCUUUGAAAACCUAUAAAUAAAUACUCCUAUUUAAUAGACUUGUAAGUCGUAUCUUGGAACAUACUAAAGUGAAAAAAGAAUCAUACACGUAACUCAAAAUCAGACCAAGUAUAUAGAAUACAUAUAUCUAAAAUUUUCAUAUUAGGAAUCUUGAUAAAUAACUAACAAACCAGGCACUGAAAAUCAUCCUCCAUAAACUGCCAAAAGCCUUCACCACUGCACACCAAAACUACCCCAUUUGCCUUUUUCUACAACCACCGCCACAUACACAAAGCCAUUUCCUCCACUCUCUUCACAAUCACAAUCAUUCCUCCUUGUGGAUAAAAUUUUCCCUUUUAAACAUAUGAACAAGUGAGAAAAUUUCUUGCUUUAAUCAUUAUAUACGACACGGAUCUUGGUCCAAAUGUCUAACUCAAGUAUGUACCCUGAUGGGUUUUUCUCAAAACUCUCAGAUGAUCUUGUUCUCAACAUACUUUACAAGCUAGAAGAUGACCCAAGAAACUGGGCUCGUUUAUCUUGCGUUUCUACAAAAUUCUCUUCUAUGAUUCACAACAUCUGCUACAAAUCCAAAUGCUCUUUGACCAUUCCUUCUGUUGUUUCCGAUCUCCUUAGCACCCCAUCUUCAACCACCCCACCUGGGGACUGGGCUUCACUUUACAAGCUAGCUGUAUGCUGCCCCGGUCUUCAUCAAGCUGGUGUCCUUUUGGAGAAUUCCGAUUUUGGGCUCGAACGUGAGCUCGGCCCAGAUGAGAGUUACCCAGAUCGGGCCUUGGCCCAAUCCGGUAGUAGUUUAGAGUCUCAGCCAAUGCCUUGGUCGAGUAAUGUACAAAAUGAUUCUGCUCAAGUAGUAACUGAUUGUGGUUGGUCUUUGUUUGAUGAUCUUAUGUUUGAUACUGUUUAUGAUGCUUCUGAAUCUACCCCAAAUCAGCCUGAGGUCGUGGAGGAGCCCGCAACCGUAGUGGUAACCCCCCCUGCAAGGGCUUCUAAGAGGCGGAGAGUUUAUAGAUCGCUUUGUUCUCAUUUGGCAUCUGGGGUAUGGAAUUUGAGCCGUGAGCAAGGGAAUAAGCUACUAGCGAGUAGAUUUAAAGGGGAUUGCUUGUACAUAUGUGAUUGGCCUGGCUGUAUUCACAUUGAGGAGAAGAGGAAUUACAUGCUAUUUCGGGGAAUUUUCAAGAAUUUCAAGCAGUCGAGGGUUUGGAGGACGAUCAAUGAUGGUAAUAGGAAGAAGAUUGAUCUGAAUUGCGCGUUUUGCUCGUCGCACCAGACGUGGGAUCUGCAUUCGGCCUUCUGUUUGAGGAGGUAUUUUGGGUUCCAUGAUGAUGGAGAACCAGUUGUUCGAGCUUAUGUCUGUGAGAAUGGCCAUGUUUCUGGAGCAUGGACUGACUGGCCACUGUAUACCUAACUCAAUUGUGGGCUAACCUGUGUUGCAUGAAUUUGAUAGUUUCUUGAUUUUGUGAGUGGCAUUUGAUUAUUCUUUUGCCAUUUUAGGCUGGUUGAUUUAUUUGGAUUUUAUGUAUGUUGUGAUUGCUUACUAUAGUUAUUUGCCAUAUUUGCAUUAGGGAGUUUGUAGGUUGAGUAGUUGUAUUUAUAUGAGUUUCUCUUCAUUUGGUUCUUCUACUUAUAGUGAAGGCGUGCGUGAAUCCUAUUGAAUGGCUGUGGUUGUGAGAAAUUCAUGUAACCUAUUUCUCAAUUUGGCCUGGUCCGUCGCGCUUUGUAAUUAGCUUCAGAUUUGAUUUAAAGAUCACGUUGCUAUUGUCAGA
Molecule: messenger RNA, 2174 nt
Organism: Nicotiana attenuata
Lineage: Eukaryota; Viridiplantae; Streptophyta; Magnoliopsida; Solanales; Solanaceae
Product: phytochrome A-associated F-box protein
Exons: 2
Coding region: 818-1816 (332 amino acids)
Molecular function (GO): protein binding
Source: RefSeq, a predicted model, not a curated record